CGAGCCAUGAGAUAGCACCGGCACAAAAUGAGCGCGAUUGAGGCGCUAUACAUCUACGACGAGCACAACACUGUGCUGUUCAACCAUGUCUACACAGGCCGACCAGCUGCAGCAUCCAUAGUCCUCCCGCUCUACCUCCAGCAUGAAUCGCCGCGACCGAGCGUGAUCCAAAUCACUUCUACCAAUCCGCCAACGGUCCUCUUUUCAAUCGUUCAAGACAAUCUGCUCUUCCUGUCGCCAGCCACCAACCAUGUUGAGCCACUGGUUGUCCUCGAAUUUCUGCACAGGGUUGCAGAUGCUCUGGAAGAAUUUCUGGGAAGUCCAUUGAUUGCGACAAAGCUUUCAGCAAACUAUGAUAUUGUUGCACAGGUCGUGGCCGAAAUGGCCGACUCUGGUGUCAUCUGUCAAGGCGAAGCAAAUGCGCUGCGAGAUGUCGUAGAGACAGGCCCAGGUGUGCUCAAGAAUCUUUUAGGAGGUGUUGGAAUCCCUGGAGCGAGUCCUGCAUUUGGUCCAGCAGGAGGUCUCUCAAGAACACUACAGCCUGCUCAGAGCGCACAAGGAUCAGCAGUUCCAUGGCGGCGGAGCAAUGUGAAGCACACGAGCAAUGAAUUAUACGUGGACAUUGUAGAGUCGCUAUCUGUGACCAUGGCGCCGUCAGGUCGAACUCUAUCAGCCUUCUCGCAUGGCAGUAUAGCUUUCAACUCCAAAGUUAGUGGGGUGCCAGAUCUGCUGCUGAGUCUAAGCACAGGCGGCAAAGGCGCUGGGAUGGGCACGCGCGGCGACCAGUUACGAAUGGUGAUGGAGCGUGUGGUACUUCACCCAUGCGUCCGAUUGAGCAGAUGGAAGAGUGAGGGCGUUCUCUCAUUUGUCCCUCCUGAUGGACGUUUCGCACUUUGUGGCUACGAAGCAGACCUGCUAGGCCCAGAAAUAAACUUCAGCACUUCGAGAUCAUCUUCGAACAAGCUGGAUCUUCCAGCGACCAUUGAGAUCACUACUGGACUGGGACACUCGGGUGCAGACUUCGAGGUUCGUGCGAGACCAUCGUCCAUAGGCACAUCAGCAGCAGCCGCUUCGCUACAGUCUCAUCUCAGCUCAUCAGGUCGAGCCGGUGGCUCAGCUUUCAGAGGACCUACUGGCGACUCCAAGGCGCCUGCACUGGAGGACUUGACUGUGCACAUACCACUUCCCGCUACUGUGAGGAACUUGAGCGACAUUCGCCCUACCAAAGGUGAAGCUCACUGGAGUCCAGCUGAUGGUAGCGUGGAAUGGAGAAUACCGCCCAAAGACUUCGGUCCUGGCGGAGCAGUGCUCAGGUGUACUGUGCAAGGGCCAUUGCUCGACGAUGGCGAAGAGGGUAAUUCUAGUGUUGUCAAUGGUAUGAGUGCUACGACUUACGAUUACGAUAACGACGAAUCGAGCGCUCAGCAAGCCAAAAAUGGCGGAGUCGAUGCUGGCUUAAAUGGAUACGACCCAAGCAGGCGUGAUAGGAACGCCGAACUCAUGCCCAGCUCUGCUACCUUGAGCUUCAGUGUGAAAGGAUGGUUAGCGAGCGGUUUAAAGGUUGACAGUCUACUCCUGGACACCAAGAAGAGUCGUGGUCUUGGACCAGAUGUAAAACCGUACAAGGGAGUCAAGUAUCUUACAGUGAGUAGGAAAGGCGUGGAGUUAAGAUGCUAGAGUGUCAGCA
Molecule: messenger RNA, 1687 nt
Organism: Pseudocercospora fijiensis CIRAD86
Lineage: Eukaryota; Fungi; Ascomycota; Dothideomycetes; Mycosphaerellales; Mycosphaerellaceae
Exons: 2
Coding region: 28-1677 (549 amino acids)
Biological process (GO): endocytosis; intracellular protein transport
Cellular component (GO): clathrin adaptor complex; cytoplasmic vesicle
Source: RefSeq, a predicted model, not a curated record